Molecule: messenger RNA, 938 nt
Organism: Eleginops maclovinus (Patagonian blennie)
Lineage: Eukaryota; Metazoa; Chordata; Actinopteri; Perciformes; Eleginopidae
Gene: cxcl19
Product: chemokine (C-X-C motif) ligand 19
Exons: 3
Coding region: 156-473 (105 amino acids)
Biological process (GO): chemotaxis; defense response; immune response
Cellular component (GO): extracellular region
Molecular function (GO): chemokine activity
Source: RefSeq, a predicted model, not a curated record
CACACACACACGAUUUGGGUUUUUUCUUAAUUUCCCACGUCUUGUGCUUUUAUGAAGCACAUGAUCGUCUUGUUGGAGAAGGGUGUAUAUAUACAUGUUCUCUGGCAGCGGUAUGAUACCAGUCUGAGUUGACAACAAGUCGCUGCAUAAACAAGAUGAAGCUCUGCAUCCUGCUUGCGUUUGGGUCCCUGAUUGUCCUUGCUUACGGAAUGCCGCCGAUCGGCAGAGAUUACAACACUCGCUGCCGGUGCGUUCAGGUGGAGUCGAGAAUCAUCCCGCCGAACAAACUGAGGAGCAUCAAGCUGGUCCCUGAAGGGCCCCACUGCCCCGACAUAGAAGUCAUAGCUGGACUGGUGAGCGGAGACAAAGUGUGCCUGAACCCCCGGGCUUCCUGGGUGAAGAAGCUCAUCCACUUUGUUCUUGAAAAACAACUUCAUCAGGGAGGACAAUCCCCUCUUAACAUUCAAGCAUAAUCUCCUUAUAAGGACCAGAAAGAAUGUGCAAUAAAAUCUGUCAGAAAGAAGUGUCUGUCUGCAACGAUGAGCCUUGCUGUUGUACCUGUUUAAUUCAUAUUAAACAGUUUGUUUAGCUUAUUUAUAGUGUUAGUGUUGGCUGAAUGCUCUUUUUGGCUCAAGGGAUUACAGGAAGUGUGUAAAUAGCACUGUUUGUCUAAGCAUUACUAACAAGUAAGUAAGGAAUGUGCGCAUGAUGUUGAAUUUGUUAGUGUGAAUGAGUAUAAACUGUUCCUCUUUAUAUAACUUUUGGUUGUAUGUCGGAUGCAGACACUAUGUAGCAUUUAAUAUGUAAUAUUCAUAACAUGUGACAUCCUUUUCUUUACUUUGUGAAGCAAAAAUCACUUGCUCUGUUAAACCCCUUUUCCCAAUGUUGGCGCUGUAGUGUCCAAUUUGAGCAAACAAAUAAAGGUUUAAAAAGUAAAA